This is a messenger RNA of Sciurus carolinensis (gray squirrel), 4363 nucleotides long. It is a transcript of the gene Arhgap33, whose product is annotated as Rho GTPase activating protein 33. The transcript has 21 exons. The record is from RefSeq and is a predicted model, not a curated record. NCBI's taxonomy places the organism in Eukaryota, Metazoa, Chordata, Mammalia, Rodentia, Sciuridae. Gene Ontology annotation, molecular function: phosphatidylinositol binding; GTPase activator activity; protein binding. The coding region runs from base 34 to 3990 and encodes 1318 amino acids. Gene Ontology annotation, biological process: small GTPase-mediated signal transduction. Gene Ontology annotation, cellular component: nucleoplasm; fibrillar center; Golgi apparatus.
UCCAUUCGUACCUCAUUCCCUCACUCAACAGACAUGCUCCAGGCACAGAGAGAGUCAGAUCCCAUCCUGCCUUGGGGAGCUUCAUGGGCUGGCAGGGGACAGACCCUGAGGGCCCGAAGCACUGACAGCUUGGAUGGCCCAGGGGAAGGCUCAGUGCAGCCCCUACCCCCAGCUGGGGGGCCCAGUGUGAAGGGGAAGCCUGGGAAGAGGCUCUCAGCUCCUCGAGGUCCUUUCCCCCGGCUGGCUGACUGUGCCCAUUUCCACUACGAGAACGUUGACUUUGGCCACAUUCAGCUCCUCCUGUCUCCAGAGCGUGAAGGCCCCAGCCUCUCUGGAGAGAAUGAGCUGGUGUUUGGGGUGCAGGUGACCUGUCAGGGCCGUUCUUGGCCAGUUCUCCGUAGUUAUGAUGACUUCCGUUCACUGGAUGCCCACCUCCACAGGUGCAUAUUUGACCGGAGGUUUUCCUGCCUCCCAGAGCUCCCUCCACCCCCAGAGGGUGCCAGGGCUGCCCAGAUGCUGGUACCACUGCUACUGCAGUACCUGGAGACCCUUUCGGGACUGGUGGACAGUAACCUCAACUGUGGGCCUGUGCUCACCUGGAUGGAGCUGGACAAUCAUGGCCGGCGACUGCUCCUCAGUGAGGAGGCCUCACUCAAUAUCCCUGCGGUUGCUGCUGCUCAUGUGGUCAAACGGUACACAGCUCAGGCACCAGAUGAGCUAUCCUUUGAGGUGGGAGACAUUGUCUCAGUGAUUGACAUGCCACCCACAGAGGAUCGGAGCUGGUGGCGGGGCAAGCGAGGUUUCCAGGUUGGGUUUUUCCCCAGUGAGUGUGUGGAACUCUUCACAGAGCGGCCGGGUCCAGGCCUAAAAGCAGAUGCUGAUGGUCCCCUGUGUGGCAUCCCAGCUCCCCAGGGUAUCUCUUCUCUGACCUCAGCUGUACCUCGACCUCGUGGGAAGCUAGCUGGUCUCCUCCGAACCUUCAUGCGCUCCCGCCCUUCUCGGCAGAGGCUGCGGCAACGGGGAAUCCUGCGGCAGAGAGUGUUUGGCUGUGACCUUGGAGAACACCUCAGCAACUCAGGCCAGGAUGUACCCCAAGUACUACGCUGCUGCUCUGAGUUUAUUGAGGCCCACGGAGUGGUGGAUGGAAUCUACCGGCUCUCAGGCGUGUCCUCCAACAUCCAGAGAUUGCGGCAUGAAUUUGACAGUGAGAGGAUCCCUGAACUGUCUGGACCUGCCUUCCUGCAGGACAUCCACAGCGUCUCCUCCCUCUGCAAGCUCUAUUUCCGAGAGUUGCCAAACCCCUUGCUCACCUACCAGCUCUAUGGGAAGUUCAGUGAGGCCAUGUCAGUGCCUGGGGAAGAGGAGCGCCUGGUGCGAGUCCAUGAUGUCAUCCAGCAGCUACCCCCACCACACUACAGGACUCUGGAGUACCUAUUGAGGCACUUGGCCCGAAUGGCGCGACACAGUGCCAACACCAGCAUGCAUGCCCGCAACCUGGCCAUUGUCUGGGCACCCAACCUCCUACGGUCCAUGGAGCUAGAGUCAGUGGGACUGGGUGGAGCAGCAGCCUUCCGGGAGGUUCGGGUGCAGUCUGUGGUGGUGGAAUUCCUGCUGACUCAUGUGGAGGUCCUGUUCAGUGAUACCUUCACCUCUGCUGGCCUUGACCCUGCAGGCCGCUGCCUCCUCCCCAGGCCCAAGUCUCUUGCGGGUAGUGGCCCUUCCACUCGCCUGCUGACACUGGAGGAAGCCCAGGCUCGUACCCAGGGUAGGCUGGGAACACUCACUGAACCUACAACUCCCAAAGCUCCAGCCUCACCUGUGGAAAGGAGGAAAAGGGACAGAGGUGAGAAACAGCGGAAGCCAGGGGGUAGCAGCUGGAAGACAUUCUUUGCUCUAGGCCGGGGCCCCAGUAUCCCCCGAAAAAAGCCCCUGCCCUGGCUAGGGGGCACCAGAGCCCCACCGCAGCCUUCAGGCAGUCGACCUGACACAGUCACGCUGAGAUCUGCCAAGAGUGAAGAGUCUCUGUCAUCACAGGCCAGCGGGGCUGGCCUCCAGAGGCUGCACAGGCUACGGCGACCCCACUCCAGCAGCGAUGCUUUCCCUGUGGGCCCAGCACCUGCUGGCUCCUGCGAGAGCCUGUCCUCCUCAUCUUCCUCCUCUUCCUCCUCUUCCUCUUCAUCCUCCUCCUCCUCUUCCAAGUCCUCAGCAGCUGGCCUGGGACCACACUCUGGGUCCCCUUCACACCGCACCUCAGCCUGGCUAGAUGAUGGUGAUGAACUGGACUUCAGCCCACCACGCUGCCUGGAGGGACUCCGGGGGCUUGACUUUGAUCCCCUUACAUUUCGCUGCAGCAGCCCCACCCCAGGGGACCCUGCACCUCCUGCCAGCCCAGCACCCCCUGCCUCUGCUUCUGCCUUCCCACCUAGGGUGACCCCCCAGGCUCUCUCACCCCGUGGGCCCACCAGUCCUGCUUCACCCGCUGCCCUGGACAUCUCAGAGCCCCUGGCUGUAUCAGUGCCACCUGCUGUCCUAGAACUGCUGGGGGCCGGGGGAACAGCUGCCUCAGCCACCCCAACACCAGCGCUCAGCCCUGGCCCAAGCCUGCGCCCCCAUCUUAUUCCCCUGCUGCUGCGUGGAGCAGAGGCCCAGCUGAGUGACACCUGUCAACAGGAAAUCAGCAGCAAGCUGGCACUGCCUAGUCCCCGGGGAACCCAGGGCCAGCAUGGUCCUGGUAUGGAUUCACCAUUGCUGCCCCCACCCCUGUCCCUCCUGCGCCCUGGGGGGGCCCCACCUCCACCCCCCAAGAACCCAGCACGCCUCAUGGCUCUGGCCCUGGCUGAGCGGGCUCAGCAGGUGGCCGAGCGACAGAGCCAACAGGAACAUGGGGGCACCCCACCUGUUCCCCAUUCCCCUUUCCGCCGCUCACUGUCCCUGGAAGUAGGUGGGGAGCCUGUGGGGAUCUCAGGGAGUGGGCCACCCCCUCACUCCCUGGCCCACUCAGGUGCCUGGGUCCCAGGACCCCCCACCUACCUACCAAGACAACAAAGUGAUGGGAGCCUGGUGAGGAACCAGCGGCCCAUGGGGACCUCGAGGAGGGGACUCAGAGGCCCAGCACAGGUCAGUGCCCAGCUCAGAGCAAGUGGCGGGUGCAGGGAUGCCGCAGAGAUGGCAGCCCAGUCCUCAUGUUCUGCCCCCUCACAGGUUCCUACCCCUGGCUUCUUUUCCUCAGCCCCCCGGGAAUGCUUGCCACCAUUCCUUGGGGUCCCCAAACCAGGCCUGUAUCCCCUGGGCCCCCCAUCCUUCCAGCCCAGCUCCCCAGCCCCAGUCUGGAGGAACUCCCUGGGCCCUCCUGCACCUCUCGACAGGGGAGAGAACCUAUACUAUGAGAUUGGGGCAAGUGAGGGGUCCCCCUACUCUGGCCCCACCCAGUCCUGGAGUCCCUUUCGCUCCAUGCCCCCCGAUAGGCUCAAUGCCUCAUAUGGCAUGCUUGGCCAAUCGCCACCACUCCACAGGUCCCCCGACUUCCUGGUCAGCUACCCCCCACCCACCUCGUGCUUUCCCCCUGACCAUCUUGGCUACUCAGCCCCACAGCAUUCUGCCCGACGUCCCACCCGGCCUGAGCCCCUCUAUGUCAACCUAGCCCUAGGGCCCAGGGGUCCCUCACCUGCCUCUUCCUGCUCUUCCUCUUCCCCUCCUGCCCACCCCCGAAGUCGUUCAGAUCCUGGACCCCCAGCCCCCCGCCUUCCCCAGAAGCAGCGGGCACCUUGGGGUCCCCGCACCCCUCACAGGGUACCUGGCCCCUGGGGCCCUCCAGAGCCUCUCCUGCUCUACAGGGCAGCCCCACCAGCCUAUGGGAGGGGGGGUGAGCACCACAGAGGGUCUCUGUAUAGAAAUGGGGGUCAGAGAGGGGAGGGGGCUGGUCCCCCACCCCCUUACCCCACUCCUAGCUGGUCUCUCCAUUCUGAGGGCCAGACCCGAAGCUACUGCUGAGCCAGCGCUGACAAGGACCUUAUUCCCCUCCCUUCACCCUCAGUGAAUCUUAGCCCAUCCCAAUCCCUUGUUUUGUAUUUACUUGAGCUCCUGAGCCCUACCCCAGGUUUCUAACUUUGUAACUUGCUUCUGAUAUGGGUCCCUAAUCUGAAAUCAGUGUCUCUACCCUGGCUGAAGGGUAUGCCUAUCUCCCCACCAUCCUCCUUCCUGGGGCUCUCGCACAAAUCUGAGGGAGGGCUAGGCCGACACCCUGUUCUCCCUCUCCCUCCAGGAGUCCCCUGCCUGUCCUGACCUGUGCACAGGGGAUAGGGGGACAAAUCCUGCCCAUCUUUCCCCAUGUGCCCCACUAAACCAUCUGACAAAAUUAAUGAAU